This is a messenger RNA of Telopea speciosissima, 1145 nucleotides long. Its product is annotated as WD repeat-containing protein VIP3. Lineage: Eukaryota; Viridiplantae; Streptophyta; Magnoliopsida; Proteales; Proteaceae. Bases 80 to 1045 code for a protein of 321 amino acids. The record is from RefSeq and is a predicted model, not a curated record. Gene Ontology annotation, molecular function: protein binding. Gene Ontology annotation, cellular component: Cdc73/Paf1 complex. The transcript is spliced from 4 exons.
AGAGAGAGAGAGAGAGAGAGAGAGAGUCUGUGAAGAACACUUCUUCCUCUUCUCGCCUUCCUAGGGUUUUACAUUAGCAAUGAAGCUUGCGGGCUUGAAAUCUGUUGAAAACGCUCAUGAAGAAUCAAUUUGGGCAGCUACUUGGGUUCCUGCAACUGACACUCGACCAACGCUUUUGCUAACUGGUUCACUUGAUGAGACAGUUAAGUUGUGGCGACCAGACGAGCUCGUCUUGGAGGGAACAAACACUGGACACUGCCUUGGCGUUGUAUCGGUUGCAGCUCAUCCUUCUGGAGUGAUAGCAGCUUCCGCUUCUCUUGAUAGUUUUGUGCGAGUUUUCGAUGUUGAUACAAACGCCACGAUCGCCACUCUUGAAGCCCCCCCUUCGGAAGUCUGGCAAAUGCAGUUUGAUCCCAAGGGUACAAUUCUGGCAGUUGCUGGCGGGGGCAGUGCAUCAGUCAAGCUAUGGGACACUGCUACGUGGCAGCUAGCUGCCACUCUUACUGUUCCCCGUCCUGAGGGAUCCAAUCCUUCUGAUAGGAGUGGGAGUGGCAAGUUUGUCCUUUCUGUUGCAUGGAGUUUAGAUGGGAGACGUUUGGCUUGUGGGUCAAUGGAUGGCACAAUCUGUGUCUUCGAUGUUGCCCGUGCCAAAUUUCUACACAACCUGGAAGGCCAUUGCAUGCCUGUGAGAUCGCUCGUAUAUUCCCCUGUUGACACACGAGUACUGUUUUCGGCCUCAGAUGAUUCUCAUGUGCACAUGUACGAUGCCGAGGGAAAGAACCUGUUUGGGGCCAUGUCAGGUCAUGCAAGCUGGGUUUUGAGUCUGGAUGUGAGCCCUGAUGGUUCUGGACUUGCAACAGGUUCAAGUGACCGAACUGUACGGCUUUGGGACCUGAACAUGAGGGCCGCUGUGCAAACAAUGAGCAACCACACAGACCAGGUUUGGGGGGUGGCAUUUCGCCCUCCAGGAGGGACUGGUGUGCGGGCAGGUCGGCUCGUGAGUGUUUCAGAUGACAAGAGCAUAUCACUGUAUGAUUACUCAUGAAGGUAGCAAGCAAUCUUUUUUACUCGAGGACAAGGACUUUUUGUGGAUUAUCAAAUUGGUGCUACAUAAUAAGUUUUCUUUGCCCUAUUUUAGAUCUGUA